Messenger RNA from Drosophila eugracilis, 921 nucleotides. Its product is annotated as mitogen-activated protein kinase kinase kinase 7. NCBI's taxonomy places the organism in Eukaryota, Metazoa, Arthropoda, Insecta, Diptera, Drosophilidae. Gene Ontology annotation, molecular function: MAP kinase kinase kinase activity; ATP binding; magnesium ion binding. The coding region runs from base 16 to 870 and encodes 284 amino acids. The record is from RefSeq and is a predicted model, not a curated record. The transcript is spliced from 5 exons. Gene Ontology annotation, biological process: positive regulation of canonical NF-kappaB signal transduction; JNK cascade; protein phosphorylation.
UGGAAUUUGUUAAGAAUGAGUGCGGCAGUGGAGGAAAUUCCCUACGAAGAACUCAAAAUUGGAGAUCUCAUUGGUCAAGGAUUUUUUGGCAGUGUAUUUAAAGCCGACUGGGGAAAUCUUCAGAUCGCUGUGAAGAAAAUACGUCCAGGUUGUCAACACAACCAAAUUGAGAGGGAAGUUAGACAGCUCUCAAGGGUCAGCCAUGAAAAUAUAGUUCAGCUCCAUGGUAUAACCAGGCACGAGGAUACCUUUCAUUUGCUGAUGGAGUAUGUAGAUGGUGGAAAUCUGGACAGCUUUCUGACAGCGGAUAGCAAACCAAGUUAUACCUUAGCUCAUGCGUUCAACUGGGCCUUCCAGAUUGCUCAGGGGUUAGCUUAUCUACAUGCUAGGAAACCCAAUGCAGUCAUUCAUCGCGAUAUCAAGCCACUCAAUUCAUUAAUAUAUCUAAAGGGUCUCCGACUCAAGAUCUGCGAUUUCGGAACAGUCGUGGACCUAUCCAAAUCGAUGACGGUUGAUGUGGGAACCUGUAGAUACAAAGCACCCGAGGUUUUAAGAGGUCGUCACUAUAAUGAAAAGUGUGAUGUUCACAGUUGGGCCAUUACCUUUUGGGAAAUAUUAUCGCGCAAGACGCCUUUAGAAGAACAUAGAGGCACUUAUGCAUUGAAACUGGCUAUUAACGGAGGUGAUAGGCCCUCUUUUGAAGAUAUUAUGCCCGGUUGCCCUGGUGAUAUAAUUAGUAUAUUAAGCGCUUGUUGGAACGUGGACCCUCAAAAGAGGCAUUCCAUGGAACUGGUUACUUAUAUCAUGAGGAAAUUUGUGAGUGAAGCAGGUCCCAUUGAUCCAAUUGACUUUCAGUGGCCAACUUUAUAAUCAAUUUACCAUAUUUGUCAAUAAUAAACAUUUAUCUAUGUGAACGUUAAA